AUUCAAAAAACAGGGUCUUAUGUUUUGGUCUAUCUGCUACUCCAUCCCUAAUCACACAGAUCACAGAUCAUUCAGGUCUUACUCUUACCCUUCAGUUCUCAGUUCUCACAAAGAUUAGCGUUCAUUCAAUUCUCACUAAUUAAGAAAUGGCGGACGGAGUUCUGUAUGACGUUGCUGCUGGAAUUAUCGGGAAAGCAGGCAACCUAGCACUCAAAGAGAUCGUGCUCAUCUGGAGUGUCAACGACGAGAUUACCAAACUUGGGGAGACAGUUUCUAUCAUCAAAGCUGUGCUUCUGGAUGCAGAGGCGAAGCAAGACAACAGUGAAGCGAUCAAACUGUGGCUGAAAAGCCUUAAGGAUGCCAUGUGUGAUGCGGAUGACUUGCUGGAUGAAAUCUCCACUGAGACCUUGCGACAGGAAGUGAAGACCCGGGACAAGAAGGCCAAAGAGGUACGCAUCUUCUUUUCCAAAUCUAAUCAGCUUGCAUAUGGUCUUAGAAUGGGUCAUAAGGUUAAGACCAUGAAGGAGAGGUUUGAUGAGAUCGCAGCUGCUAGGAAUAAGUUUGGCUUAGAAGAACGUUCUGAGGAGAGUCGAGUUCGGUAUAAGGCAAGAGAGCAGACUCAUUCUCUUUUACCUGCAGAAGUUGUUAUCGGGAGGGAGGAUGAUAAGAAGGCAAUCAUUGGAUCUCUGUUGGAUCCCAAUGUCAAGGAGAAUGUUUCUGUCCUUCCGAUAGUUGGUAUCGGAGGACUAGGAAAGACCACAGUUGCUCAACUUGUCUUCAAUGAUAAAGAAAUCAAAGACCAUUUUGAGCCAAAAGUGUGGGUGUGUGUCUCUGAGAAUUUUGAUGUGAAAAUAAUUGUUAAGAAAAUCUUAGAGUGUGUAAAACAUGAGAAACCCGAAGACCUUGAAAUGAACACGUUAGUCAAUGAUGUUCAUAAAGAAAUUAAUGGAAAAAGAUACUUGAUUGUGUUGGAUGACGUGUGGAAUGAGGAGCGUGAAAAAUGGUUUAGCUUGAAAAAAAUUUUGAUGGGUGGCGCAAGAGGCAGUAGAAUAGUAGUGACUACACGUAGUCAAAUAGUGGCAAAGAUUUCACAACCUAUUCAACUACAUGUGUUACAGGGUUUAGAUAAACACAAUGCUUGGUCUUUAUUUAUGGAGAUAGCGUUCAAUGGGGGGCAAGAACCGAAGAAUGCAAGUUUUGUAAAUAUUGUGGAGGAGAUUUUGAAGAAAUGUGCGGGGAUUCCGCUUGCUAUAAGAACAAUAGGAGGUCUGGUAAAUUCUAAAGAAUUCACAAUAGAGUGGUUAUCAUUCAUAAACAAAGAACUUUCAAAAAUACCUCAGAAUGAAGAUGACAUUUUACCAACACUAAAGUUGAGUUACAAUCAUCUCCCAUCACACUUGAAGCAAUGCUUUGCUUAUUGUAGUCUAUUUCCAAAGGAUUACAAGAUUGAUAAAUCAAGUUUGAUUAAUAUGUGGAUGGCGCAUGGGUUCCUCACGUUGUAUGAUGAAAAGCAAUGUCUAGUAGAUGUUGGUCAUGAGUAUUUUAUGAAUUUGCUUUGGAGAUCAUUCUUUCAAGAAGUCGAAGAAGAUGAACUUGGCAAUAUUUCAAAAUUCAAAAUGCACGAUCUCAUGCAUGAUAUAGCAAUGCAAGUAACGGGAGCAGAGAGCACCAUCAUUUAUUCAAAAGAUAAAGACAUUGACGAGAAAACUCGUCAUGUGUCAUUUGGGCAUACGUUGUACUCAUCAUCGGAAAUUCCGAUCUUAUUAUAUAGAGCAAGAAGGAUAAAGACAUUUCUUUUGCCAUGUCAACCAGAGUAUGUUACUUCAAAUUUGGAUAGUUCAACUUGUAGUGCAAUUGUGGCUAGUUUUAAGUUCAUACGCUUGUUGGAUUUGCAUAACAUGGGGAUUAAAACAAUUCCAAGUUCUAUAAAUAAUUUGAAACAUCUAAGGUAUCUUGACCUUUCUGAAAAUAAAGACAUUGAGAUGCUUCCUAAUUCUAUUGUCAAGUUAUACAAUUUGCAAACACUUAAACUCUCCGAGUGUAAAAACCUUAAAGAAUUGCCAAGAGAUAUUAAAAAAUUAGUCAACCUCAAGUUUCUUGAAAUUAAACAGUGUUCAAGUUUGACUCAUAUGCCAAAUGGACUGGGCCAAUUGACUAAUCUACAGAUAUUGUCAAAAUUUGUGGUGAGUAAGGGUUGGAUCGAUUCAGUACCUAGGAGUUACGGUGGAUUGAAGGAACUUGAUAAGCUAAAUGAGCUAAGAGGAAAUCUCUCAAUUGAAAAUCUCAAACAAGUAAAAGAUGUUGCAUUAGAGUAUAAGGAUGCAAAUUUAAAAGAGAAACAUCGUCUUGAUAGGUUGGACUUAAACUGGGUGGAGGUAGACAUUGAUGAGACGGGUGUUGGUUGUGACAUGUCAAUGGAAGCCUUGCAACCACAUAUAAAUCUCAAAGCAUUGAGUUUAAAUUGGUACAGGGGAGUGACAUUUCCACUUUGGCUUGAGACGCUCACAAAUCUUGUCCGGUUUGAAUUAAAUUCAUGUAAAAAAUGCCAAUCUCUUCCACCGUUGGACCAAUUUCCUUGUCUCAAAAUUAUCCAUUUGUACAGAUUGGACUCUUUAAAGCAUAUAUCAGAUUCACAGAAAGAAAAUAGUGAUUCUUUAUUCUACCCAUCUUUGGAAAAACUCGAUAUUUGGGAUUGCCCUAAUUUAAUGGGAUGGUGGCGGGGAAGGAGGGAUUCUCUUCCUUCAUUUCCUCGUCUUUCUCAUUUACAAAUCUAUGAUUGCCCACGGCUGACUUCCUUUCCUUUGUUUCCAUAUCUCGAAAGUUUGAACCUAAUUGAUUGUAGCUUGAAGCAGUCAUUGGAGAGGAUGAUGAUAAACAACAAGACUUCUUCAGGGAAUCUACCAUCAAUCACUUCUUCUUCUACAAUUGUUGCCCCUCUCUCCAAAUUAAGUUUCAUGAGAAUAGAGGAAAUGGAAGAAGCUUUGCCAGAGGAGUGCCUGCCAAAUCUCAUUUCUCUCCGUACUCUAUCUCUAGAAAAAUGUCCUCUUCCUCAAGGCAUGCGAUAUCUUACGGCACUUCAAGAGCUGAAUGUUGAGGACUCUGGGGUGGUUGAUAUAUCCAAUGAUUGGGAUGAGAUGGAAUGGCAAGGACUUAGGACCCUUCUCUCUUUGAAAUUCUAUAAACUUCCGAAGUUGGUCUCUUUCCCAAUGGGACUUCAGUAUCUCAGCUAUCUACAAAAUCUCAGAAUUUGGUAUUGUCGUAAUUUGAUAGCCAUACCGGAGUGGAUCUGCAAACUUAUAUCUCUUCAAUAUCUUUCAAUUUGGGAUUGCCCUAAAUUGGAAUCAUUGCCAGAAGGAAUUGGUGCCCUUACCUCUUUGCAAACACUAAAAAUUGAAGGUUGUCCCAUCUUACUGAAAAGAUGCAAGAAGAAAAUCGGGGAAGAUUGGCAUAAAAUUUCUCACAUUCCCAAUUUGGAAGUCAGAUGAAGAAGAACCACAAAAACCUGAUCGUAAGAAUUGGGACUUAAUUAAAGCUUUUGGGUGCUGCAAUUGUUCAACAACUCAACAACUCACUCACUGAGUCAAAAUUAGCACAAGGUAAUAUUACUAGGAGAAUUGAACCGGAUAAGCAUGCCAUAGGAAUCAGCUCAUUCUACAGAAACUUUCCAGUCAAGAUGAUUCCUUUUUUUUGAAGCUAUUUUUUCUCCGGAUAGUAGAAGUGGAAGGGAAGGAACUCAAAGUCGUCGGUGCUGAACCCUUGUCUGAUGGCCGCUGCGGUCUCCGCAUCCAUGGCUGGGAGAUCGAAACUCACAGGCUCUCCAUUCUCAACUACUCCAACCUCCAGCUGUAGGAAGAAAAGCUUCAGACUUCUCAAUUGCCAGAGAUGGUUUUCGGGGAGAGUUGUUUAAUUCUUAAACAUGUGGAUAGUGGCACCAAAAUUCAUUUUAAUGCAUUCAAUUCUCUAACUGGCUGGAAGCAGGAGGCGUUAUGUCCAGUUAAGGUCCCUGCAGCUGCAAAGUGGAAAUUCAGAAGCCAGCUUUCUACAACAAUAUGUGGCUUUCUCAAGUGAUUCAUCAAUGGAGGACCUCAGUUGCUCAUAUGGAUUCUCCAAAUAUUGUGGACAUGGGACUCUCCCAGAUGUCAUCUUGUGUUAUUGGUCACAAUUUGGAUGCUGAGUUGGAUGUGCAUCUUGUUGGUGGUUUUGAAGAUGUUUCACCAAAUGUCUGGCUCAGGAUCCUCUAUAUUAUUGUUGAUUUUCCAAAGAUGUAGUUAUCCGAGGGUUAGAAUAAUUGAAGUUGAGUGUGUUGAACUUUUUGUGCAAUAUGCUUACUCUAGAACUAGAUCAUAAAGCCAGGCACGGUUGGUUGGUGAUUCCUUUCCAUUGUGUGCUAAAAUUGUUGAAAAUUUGUGCACAUGACCAAAGAAGUUUCAUGUUCAGAAUCUCUCCGUUCUUGGGCAUAACACUAGAAGGGAUUCCAAAGGGAAUGCAUACCCCAUUUUCAAUGGUUUAGCGGUAUAAGCUUCCACUAGAUUAGUUACCCCUGCCUGUUUUGGUAGAACUUCAAGAUGUCCAGAUGAGAUUGUUAGGAGAAUUUGAGUCACUGCAUCCUAUGAGGACCCCAGUUGGAGUGGCAAGUUGCUUGAGACAUAUGAUACUCAAACUGAUCAAUUCAGAAUUGCUUCAUGCUGCUGGAGCUUUUGCCAGAAAUAUAUUUCUUAGAAACUUCAAAGCCUUUCUAAGUUUGGAAUUCUCCUUAGAUGUUCUACUUCUUCUGCUGAGGCUCCAGAUUUUGUGUAUAAUUUAAGUAGGCAAUGGGAAUAUCUGAUUGAACACCCAGAUUGGAGAGAAACCUUUCCUAGAAAGCAACCACGAGUCUUCAAGAGGGCUGGGAUGGAAGAUGGAAAAGGUGCUGAUUGCGGUUAUGAAUUUCUUGGCACAACUUUAUGUAAAACUUCAUAUGAAUAUUUCCAGCUUGGGUCAAAAUCAUUGUUAUUCUUCCAGGCACCUAAGAAACUUGCAUGUCUUUAGUUUGAAGAUGACAAAAUACAGUGACAAUUCUAUUUGUUGCACAAAAUAUAAUCUGAACUCUCAUCUUGUACUAGAUUAAAUAAAUUGGUGUGCUAUUUUUAUGAGGUUGCCAAACUGGAUAUGGAAAUCAUUCAGUACAUUGAUCUAA
Messenger RNA from Quercus robur (English oak), 5176 nucleotides. RefSeq names its product putative disease resistance protein RGA4. Gene Ontology annotation, molecular function: ADP binding. The coding region runs from base 147 to 3485 and encodes 1112 amino acids. Gene Ontology annotation, biological process: defense response to other organism. The transcript has 11 exons. The record is from RefSeq and is a predicted model, not a curated record. NCBI's taxonomy places the organism in Eukaryota, Viridiplantae, Streptophyta, Magnoliopsida, Fagales, Fagaceae.